Messenger RNA from Neurospora tetrasperma FGSC 2508, 3303 nucleotides. RefSeq lists its product as uncharacterized. Gene Ontology annotation, cellular component: cytosol; mitochondrion. Gene Ontology annotation, molecular function: metal ion binding; metalloendopeptidase activity. Lineage: Eukaryota; Fungi; Ascomycota; Sordariomycetes; Sordariales; Sordariaceae. The transcript has 4 exons. Gene Ontology annotation, biological process: peptide catabolic process. The record is from RefSeq and is a predicted model, not a curated record. The coding region runs from base 1 to 3249 and encodes 1082 amino acids.
AUGUCCACCUCACCUCAAGAUACGCCCAGCAAGGGCUCACCCGCUGUUGAGCGGGUCACCGAUCAGCUGGAGAAACCUUCUCUUGAUGAUCGCAGCUACCGGGUCAUCCGUCUCCCCAAUAAGCUUGAGGCUCUCUUGGUGCAUGAUCCCACGACGGACAAGGCCAGUGCUGCCUUGGACGUGAAUGUUGGAAGCUUCAGUGAUGAAGAUGACAUGCCCGGCAUGGCCCAUGCUGUCGAGCAUCUCCUGUUCAUGGGUACCAAGAAGUAUCCGGUCGAGAAUGACUACAGCCAGUAUUUGUCGACAAAUUCUGGUAGCUCUAAUGCCUUCACUGCAGCAACUCACACCAACUAUUACUUCGAGGUGUCUGCCAAACCCAGCAAUGAUGAGGAGCUUUCGGCUACCAAUCCCUCGCCCCUUUACGGUGCUCUGGAUCGUUUUGCUCAGUUCUUCGUUGCGCCGCUCUUUCUAGCCAACACCCUUGACAGGGAGCUUCGGGCUGUGGACUCCGAAAACAAAAAGAACCUACAGAACGAUACGUGGCGACUUCACCAACUAGACAAGUCCAUCUCGAACCCCAAGCAUCCGUACUGCCAUUUCUCUACUGGAAACCUGGAAACGCUCAAGGUGUUGCCUGAGUCCAAGGGCGUCAAUGUUCGUGAAAAGUUCAUUGAGUUUUAUCAGAAGCAUUACUCGGCCAACCGCAUGAAGCUGUGCGUGCUCGGAAGAGAAUCACUUGACGUUCUUGAAGGCUGGGUUGCCGAGUUGUUCUCAGACGUAGAGAACAAAGAUCUGCCACCCAAUGAGUGGACGGAUGAAGCUCCUCUUACGCCGGAGCAACUCGGAGUCGUGACCUUUGCCAAACCCGUAAUGGAUUCACGAGAACUCAACAUUACCUUCCCCUUCUUAGAUGAGCAUCUCUUGUUCGAAGAGCUUCCAAGUCGUUACCUCAGCCACUUACUUGGCCAUGAGGGCCCGGGCAGCAUUAUGGCUCAUAUCAAGUCAAAAGGUUGGGCUAAUGGUCUUAGCGCUGGUGCGUGGACUGUUUGCCCUGGCUCUCCUGGCAUGUUUGAUAUUCAGAUCAAGUUGACACAAGAAGGGCUUAAAAACUACGAAGAGGUCGCCAAAGUGGUGUUCCAAUACAUCGCCUUGCUUAAAGAAACGGGACCCCAGGAAUGGAUCCACAACGAGCAAAAGAUUAUGGGAGACAUUGAUUUCAAGUUCAAGCAGAAGACUCAGGCUUCCAGCUUCGCAAGCAAGACAGCCGGAGUCAUGCAACGGCCACUGCCCAGAGAAUGGCUCUUGAGCGGAACUAGCAAGUUGCGCAAGUAUGAUGCCAACCUCAUCCGCAAGGGCCUUGAUUGCUUGCGGCCUGACAAUUUCCGCAUGUCCAUCGUCUCGCGGGAGGUGCCUGGGAAAUGGGAGCACAAGGAAAAGUGGUACGGGACUGAGUAUUCCGUGUCCAAGAUUCCUAGCGAACUUAUGGAGGAAAUCAAGAAGGCCGCCACCAUCUCCGAUCAAGAACGGAUCCCUGAGCUUCAUCUCCCGCACAAAAACCAGUUUAUUCCUACAAAGCUGGAAGUUGAAAGGAAGGAGGUUAAGGAGCCAGCUUUGGCGCCGCGGAUUGUGCGCAACGAUGACCUAGUACGCACUUGGUAUAAGAAGGACGACACGUUUUGGGUGCCCAAAGCGAAUUUGAUUGUCAGCCUGAAGAGCCCUUUGAUCCACGCGUCUGCUGAGAGCAUUGUCAAGGCGAGGCUCUUCACCGACCACGUCAAGGAUGCCUUGGAAGAGUUUUCGUACGAUGCCGACCUUGCUGGCUUGUCCUACCUCGUAUCACUCGACAGUCGUGGAUUGUUCGUUGAGGUAUCUGGGUACAACGACAAGCUUCCACUCCUCCUGGAACGCGUUCUGACUACGAUGCGGGAUCUCGAGGUCCGAGACGACAGAUUUGAUAUCAUCAAAGAACGUCUGACCAGAGCUUACCGUAACUGGGAGCUUCAGGUCCCAUGGUAUCAGGUUGGCGGCUUCACGGAAUGGCUCACUGCAGAGCAUGACCACACAAUCGAGGAGCUCGCGGCUGAGCUACCACACAUCACCUCGGAUCACGUCCGGCAGUUCCGGAAAGCCCUUCUUGCUCAGCUGCACAUGGAGGUUUACAUCCACGGAAAUCUCUACAAGGAGGACGCUCUGAAGUUAACGGAUAUGGUCGAGUCUACUCUUAAGCCGAGGGUGUUGCCGCGUUCUCAGUGGCCGAUCCUGCGAUCCUUGGUGCUCCCACCCGGGUCCAACUACGUCUGGAAGAAGAUGCUCAAGGACCCCGCCAACGUGAACAACUGCAUUGAAUACUUCCUCUAUGUCGGUGACAAAAACGACUCUCUUAUCCGUGCCAAGACACUGCUUUUGGCCCAGAUUCUCCAAGAGCCAUGCUUCGAUCAACUCAGGACCAAGGAGCAACUAGGCUACGUGGUGUUCUCUGGAGUGCGUGCCACUUCCACAAGCUACGGAUUUCGAUUCCUCAUCCAGAGCGAGAAGACAGCCCCUUACUUGGAGAACAGGAUUGAGCUGUUCUUGGAAAGGAUGGCGAAGUGGAUCGAAGAGAUGGACCCUAGGCAAUUUGAGGCUCACAAGCGCAGCUUGAUCGUGAAGCGCCUCGAGAAGCCCAAGUUUUUGGACCAGGAAACCAACAAGCAAUGGAGUCAGAUCCAUAGCGAGUACUAUGAUUUUGAGAUCUCCCAACGCGAUGCUGCUCACGUCAAACCUCUUACUAAGGAGGAACUGAUCGAGUUCUUCGAGUAUUACAUCCACCCCUCGUCGCCUAGCAGGGCCAAGCUCGCUAUCUACUUGGAGGCUCAGGCAAAGAGCGACGUGACGACUGCCCAGAUAACCGAACUCGUCAAGACACUGGAACUUGAUGCUACUACCUCGGCCAAAACCGCCACCGACCUCCAAGCGAGACUGAGCGCGGCUGAUCACGACGAGGAGAAGGAGAUUGCUGGUCUUAAGGAGUAUCUUGGCAGCCUCAGUGUUACCGAGAGCAAUAUGGAUGCUGCCACCGAGACAUGGAGGAAACUCCAUGCUGAAAAGGUCAGCGGGGUGGUCAAGGAUGCGCCACCGCCGUCAUCAAACGGCACGAAGCCUAUCCUCAUUGAGGAUGUGCGCAGCUACAAGGCUGGAUUGCCAGUCAGCGCUGCUGCUAGGCCGGUGAAGGACCUGAGCGAGUACGAGGAGUUGGAUUCCAAGCUCUAAGUGAAAGCCUCAAACAGUGCAGGAUAACGAUUUCCGUAUCAAAUGUUGCUUUCG